Messenger RNA from Linum tenue, 1592 nucleotides. The record is from the annotation of a GenBank genome assembly. Lineage: Eukaryota; Viridiplantae; Streptophyta; Magnoliopsida; Malpighiales; Linaceae.
AUUAAUUAGAAGAGAAACAAUUUGUGGAAACAUAUAAAGGUUUUGGUUCCCCUCAAAAUGACGUGAAAGCGACGCCGUUUUUGCGCCUGAUAAACGCCUGCACCGGUCCGAGAUUUUGCUUCGGAUUUUUCAUCCCUACGCAGAUCUAUCUCCGCUGCAGGAAAAUUUCCCAUCACUUUGCCGGGAAAAUUCUCAGAGGGGGAAGAAAGCGGUGAAUCGAGAGAAAGAAGGAAAACAAAAUGUCGCACAGCGACACCAUCCCUCUCCACUCAUCCUCGCAGUCGGACAUCGACGAGAUCGAGAAUCUAAUCAACGCUAGCGUCCAGUCGGGCCCGGCGACAGUUCAACCCGCCCGCCCACCGAGUCCGCCGCGGAUCCCCGUCUCCUCCUCUCCGUUCCUCCAGUCCAACCUCCCACCACCGUCGACGGCGGCAGCGAAGCUGCCCCCUCUCCCGUCGUCCUCCGCGCCGCCUUCAGUGCUUCCCGCCACUGUCCCCGGGCCCGCGCCCCCGCCCUCGAACUCAGCCGGAUCGAACAAUUUCGCGGCAUCUGGAUUCGGCCCAGCUCCGAACACGUUGACGGAGCCCGUAUGGGACACGGUGAAGAGAGAUCUGUCGAGGAUCGUGAGUAAUUUGAAGCUGGUGGUGUUCCCGAAUCCGUUUAGGGAGGAUCCAGGAAAGGCGUUGAGGGAUUGGGAUCUUUGGGGCCCGUUCUUCUUCAUCGUGUUCUUGGGGCUCGUCCUCUCUUGGUCCGCCUCUGUGAAGAAGUCUGAGGUUUUUGCUGUUGCAUUUGCUCUACUUGCUGCUGGUGCUGUCAUUUUGACUUUGAAUGUUCUGCUACUGGGUGGGCACAUUAUCUUCUUCCAGAGUCUUAGCCUUCUAGGUUACUGUCUGUUCCCUUUGGACGUGGGAGCCCUAAUUUGCAUGUUGCAGGACAACGUGAUCCUGAAGAUAGUGGUGGUCUGCGUUACUUUAGCUUGGAGUUCCUGGGCAGCAUACCCCUUCAUGAGCUCAGCAGUGAAUCCGAGGCGAAAGGCCCUCGCACUCUAUCCCGUCUUUCUCAUGUACGUAUCUGUCGGGUUUCUCAUCAUUGCCAUUGAUUGAAUGCAUUGGCAGCUCCCCUACUAUGGGGAUGCAACAUGAAUUGAAAUCCAAAACCCCCCCACAGUAUAUAGGUUUCCUAUUAGGAUCGUUAAUUUGGUGCUUUCGUCGACUGAGAAUUACUGUAUUUCUGCUGUGGCUACUCUUCACUGCUGACGUUAUGAAACCUUGAUGUCGUUAUUGCACUUAAAACUUAUUACAUCAGCUUCAUGAGAGCAUUCGAUUUUGAGAGGGAAACUGGAGUCUAGAGUGUUACGUCGGAUCUCGCUGUAGUUCCUUUUCCUUUUGGUAUGCUAGUGCUGAGAAGGGAAAUUUUCCAAACUGUUUACUGUAAACCAUCAUCCAUAUUUGGUUGAGGGUUCGAUUGGGAGAUCUUGGUCUGAAAGUCUCCAAGUUUGGAGUCUGGGAUUCAAGGUUGAGGUUUGGUUUGGGUAUUGGUUAAAGACUUGAAAUGGUCCGUCCAUGUUAUCAAGUUUCUUAGUUCUCUCCAAA